AUGAGUAUACAUGUCUACUGGGGGCAACUCUUCAUCAUACCUACUGGAGUUCUUAAAGAAGUGAUUAGUGUUUGUAGGUGUUUUCUUUGGACUGGCACCUAUAAUAACACUAAAGCUUGUGCCAUUGCUUGGGCUGAUAUGUGCAAAACAAAAAAAGCUGGAGGUUUAGCUUUGAGGGAUGUAUUGAAAUGGAACACAGCAGCAGUUAGCAAACUUGUCUGGAGCAUUGCACAGAAGAAAGAUAAUCUUUGGAUUAAGUGGGUGAAUAGCAUUUACAUCAAAGAGUCCAACUGGAGAGAGUAUGUUGUCCCUAGCAAUGUUAGCUGGACAUGGAAGAGCAUAUGUAAGGCUAAAGAAGAGCUAAGUAAUUGGUUGGGGAAUGACCUUUGGCUUACUUAUAAUGUUUUCAGCAUAAAGAAACAUUAUGUGAACACAUUAGGGCAAGCUACAGCACAACAAUGGGCCUAUAGUGUUUGGAAUAGAUACAACAUUCCUAAACACAGGUUUAUCUUAUGGCUUGCAGUUCAAGACAGAUUGAAAACUCGUGAGAGACUGUCCAGAAUUGGUGUUAGUGACUCUGAUAGGUGCCUAUUGUGCCAACAACAUUCAGAGAAUAUGGACCAUCUUUUCUUUAGGUGCCACUUCAGUGCUCAGUGUAUAAGAGAUGUGUUGAGUUGGUUAAAUAUUACAUGGAAUGGCAGGGCCGGGAUUCUGCAAUUAUACAGAAGAAUUAGAGGCCCUUAUGCAGGGACUAAAUUCAGAAAACAUGUGACGUUUGCUGCAAUAGCUGCUGUGGUUUAUUUGAUCUGGAAAAACAUAUACAGUGCCUACUGGGAAGAUGUUAUUCACACUAUUGCUUGCACUGUUAAAAAUUUAAAAAGCAUAGUUAAGGCUCGUAUCAGUCAAAUCAUGAGUAGUAAAGUGAGUCAUAGUGAUCAGAAUUGGUUUGCAAACUUGUGA
Messenger RNA from Beta vulgaris subsp. vulgaris (sugar beet), 960 nucleotides. RefSeq lists its product as uncharacterized. The coding region runs from base 1 to 960 and encodes 319 amino acids. The transcript has a single exon. The record is from RefSeq and is a predicted model, not a curated record. NCBI's taxonomy places the organism in Eukaryota, Viridiplantae, Streptophyta, Magnoliopsida, Caryophyllales, Amaranthaceae.